Messenger RNA from Copidosoma floridanum, 559 nucleotides. RefSeq names its product Ubiquinol-cytochrome c reductase ubiquinone-binding protein. Gene Ontology annotation, biological process: mitochondrial electron transport, ubiquinol to cytochrome c. Gene Ontology annotation, cellular component: respiratory chain complex III. The record is from RefSeq and is a predicted model, not a curated record. Lineage: Eukaryota; Metazoa; Arthropoda; Insecta; Hymenoptera; Encyrtidae.
UUUUCAUUGUGUGCAUUUUUUGAUCAAGUAUUGUGCCGUCAAAAAAUCAUUUAUCACAAAAAUAAAAUAUUUACAAACAAAUCAUUAUCAUAACAAGCACCUACUAUCAUAGAUUUUCAAUCAGAACGAAUCAAGGGUUCUAAGAUGCAUCUGCAAUUCGGUAAUUUGGCGAAGAUCCGUGGGAUUGUCUACUACAGGCUCAGUCCCCAUGAGCUGAAACCCUUCGCCGGCAUGAUCAGCCACGGCUUUCCUAACCUGGUGCGCCGAUUCAGGGAACAAGUGUUUAGAAUCGCUCCUCCUUUUGUUUUAACCUACAUGCUUGUUGACUGGGCGGAUAAGGAGAAUGAAAGAUUAUCGAGGAAGAACCCCAAGGACUUUGAAAAUGACCAGUGAACCCAUAAAUGAUCAGUAAAAUUCAUAGCUGAUAAUUCGUAGUUUUUAAUUCUUCAUUGAAGGUUUUUUUUUUAACAUAGCAAUUUCAGUGAUACUACAAGUACCAUGAAAAAUUGUUUAUCUACCUAUUGAUUGCUGUAAAAUAAAUUAUAUGAGUGGAAUUAUA